CGGGGAGGGAGGGGGGGGGUUUAUUUUUAGCCCCUGAAUGGAUCAGAGCUGGAGCCGGGCUCUCUGCCCCCGGCCGGGCCACGGCAUCAUGUUGUGCUGGGAGGGCUCUCCUGCCAGGCUGCUCGCAUGGCUCCGUCCCCGCCGGGGGCUGGGGGACAGGCAUGGAUAACUUCGAGUACAGCAUCCAGCUGAACGACCGGGAAUGGGCUGAGUUCUUCCAGGCUUCCGAGGAGUGCAGCCUGGCGCCGGCCUCGCUGGCCACGGCCGAGGAGCAGUGCCUCAGUGACAUUGAGCAAGGGGACACCUCGGGACGGGACUGUCCCCGCGGCACCGACGGGGUGGCAGCAGCCGGGCCGGGCAGCGAGCCAGCAGCGCCUGGCACGGCCAGCCCUGUGCCACGUGGGGUGCCCGGUGACACCGCCCUGCGCCGCCCGGAGCGUGGGCACCUCUCCGGGCCGGAGCUGCUGUCGGGCAGCGAGGACGAAGCGGAGCCGCGCUCCGUGGGCAGGUUCCUGUGCGACAGCGACAAGCCCAGCUGCCUGGCACCCGCUGCCAUGCCCAGCGCCCAGAGGAGGCAGCCACCGAGGCCACCCGCGGGCACCCCGGCCGGUGGCACAGCCCAGGGUGGCUCCGGGCAGGACACGGCGGUGGCAGCGGCCGGAGGCAGCCCCGCCAUGGAGCAGGGCGGGGAUGCAGGAGGGGGACAAGCCCUGCUGGCACAGCCGGGAGCGGUGGCACCGCCAGAAGCUCCGGCAGCCUCUGCUUCGGCCGAGGGACCGGCCGAGAAAAGCGCUGUCCCCUCGGAGCCCGGGCUGCGGGGACACGCGGGGGACACCCCGAGCCCGUCCCUGGGGAUGGGAGCCAGGGUGGCAGCGGAGGAGGAGAAGGCGGGCACGGAGCCGAGCUCGCCGGGCGGAUCCCCCAGCGUGGUGAGGCCCAAGGUGCCGGCACAGCCGAAGAAGAGCCGCAAGCAGCGCGGAGCCAGCGGCACCGAGGGGGACAGGGACCCUGCGGCGGCACCGGGCGCCACCGGGGCCGGCAAGGCACCGCCCGGCUCCCCGAUGUCCCCUCGGAAGGGCAGAGGGAAGGACAAGGCGGCCAAGGGAGCGCUGGUGAGGCUGGGCAGCGAGGAGGCUGCGGAGAACAAGCGGGCGGUGCCCGGCCCUGGCGCGGAUGGCGGCGAUGCCCAGAGUGCUCCCCCGAAGUCCCCGGGGAAGACAAAAGCCACCAAGCCCCCAAAGGCAGGGCAGGCCGGUGGCUUGGGCGUACGUGACAGUGUCCCCGUGGUCCCUGGCGAGGGCACCGCGCCUCCUCCAGGAGAGGAGAGCCAGGAGAUGCCAGGGAAGCCUCUCCAGCCCGGGAGCGCGGCAGCGUUUGGAGGGAAUGCUGCUGAGGGGGCUGGGGGGGAGCCUGCUGCUGCUGAAAUUCCCAGGAAACCCUCGGAGAUCCCUGCAGUUCCUGCUGCUGAGAUCCCUGGAAUUCCUGCAGCUGAGAUCCCCAGGAAGUCUGCAGCUGAGAUUCCCAGGAAACCCUCGGAGAUCCCUGCAGUUCCUGCUGCUGAGAUCCCUGGAAUUCCUGCAGCUGAGAUCCCCAGGAAGUCUGCAGCUGAGAUUCCCAGGAAACCCUCGGAGAUCCCUGCAGUUCCUGCUGCUGAGAUCCCUGGAAUUCCUGCAGCUGAGAUCCCCAGGAAGUCUGCAGCUGAGAUUCCCAGGAAACCCUCAGAGAUCCCUGAGGUUCCUGCAGCUGGGAUCCCUUGGGAGCCUGCAGCUGUGAUUCCCAGGAAACCUGUACCUGAAAUCCCUUGGGAGCCUGCAGCUGGGAUCCCCAGGAGUCCUGCAGUGGGGAUCCCCUGGGAGCCUGCAGCUGAGAUCCCCAGGAUUCCUGCAGCUGAGAUCCCCAGGAUUCCUGCAGCUGAGAUCCCCAGGAUUCCUGCAGCAGGGAUCCCCAGGAUUCCUGCCAUCGAGAUCCCCAGGAGUCCUGCCAUUGAGAUCCCCAGGAUCCCUGCAGCUGAGCUCCCCAGGAUCCCUGCCAUUGAGAUCCCGUGCGAGCCUGCAGCUGGGAUCCCCACGAUUCCCGGGGCUGGGAUCCCUUGGGAAGCUGCAGCUGAGCUCCCCAGGGCCGUCAGCCCCCUGUGCUUUGCUGACGGGGCCUCUGGCAAGCCCAGCUCCCUGGAUGUGACCUGGCCCGAGAUGUACGAGUACCUGUUCUGUGAUUCCCAGGAGGAGGAGGAGCUGGGCAGCUCCCUGGAGGGGCGCAGAUCGCCCUUGCAGGGGGAAAUCUCCUGGCCUGAACUGUACGAGUAUUUUUUCAUCGAGCCAGAAGGAAGCAGGAAAAAAGGCAAAGCUAAAGACAGGAAAAGAAAGAAGUUCAGAGGUUUGGACCGCCCUGGGCUGCACAAGGAGGCUCCCAGCUCUGCUCCAGACAAGGACACCGUGGUUAUCUCAGUCCCUGAUGUGUAUGAACACUUCUUCCCAGAGCCAGCCCCCAACAGGAUGGGCUGGAGAGGGAUUUUCUCCAUGGCUCCGGCCUCCGAGGUGAAGAAAGCUGUGGGGGCUUUGAGGUCCCUGCUGCAGAGGCAGGGGCAGCUGCGAGGAGGCCAAGCCUCAACCUCCCAGGCCCUGGUGCCCCGAAGAUCCGGGGAGGAGCUCGCCCUGGUCCCGCUGGGAGGAGCCCAGGUGUGGCCAGAAGAUGCAGACGAGGCCCUGGCACUGAGAGGAGCAGCAGAGGAGCCCCGGGUGCUGAGCCACAAGGACAUGUGCCUCGUCUUCUGCGCCUUCGCCUCCUGGGCCGUCAAGACAUCUGACCUGCAGGCUCCGGAUGCCUGGAAGACCAUGUUCCUGGCAAGCUUUGGCACCCUCUCGGCCAUCCGCUACUUCCGAAGGCAGGUCAGGGAAGGGCACCCCCGGACUUAACCCCUGCCACGCCGGAGCCGCUGCCCGGGGCCGGGACUUUGUUCUGGACAGUGGGAGAAGCCUGGAGGCAGCACCGAGAGCUUCCCCGGCCCCAUCCCGGACGGGACAGGGUGGCACAGGGAGCGGGAGCCUCCCGGGGACGGGAACUGACGGUAGGGCAGGACAGGGGCUGGCAGUGCCCGCCGGCUGCUGCGCUGGAGUCACCUGGUGGCACCGAGGAAGCAGGGAGGUGCUUCAUCCCGACAAAAGAGCCGGGAUAUCUGUGAAGGAGCAAAAGAGAGCUUUGGGAAGAGCCUGGCCGGGGCUGGGCUGGGCAGCAGCUCCGGGGGAUGCAGGGGUCGCUGCCUUGGAUCCCGUGAACGAUUUGAGCACUCCAGCAGGGCUCAUCCUCUUGGAUUUCACUCCGGGAGGGCUCAUCCUCUUGGAUUUCCCUCCAGCAGGGCUCAUCCUCUUGGAUUUCACUCCACAAGUCCCAGCUCGGGGAUAAGGUUUCUGCCGCACGUGGAUGGGUCCGUCCCUGGGGACAGCGGGGCAGGGACAUGUCCCCGUCCCCAGGAGAGGACGGGCAGGGGUCACACGGGGCAAGGGGCAGCCGGGGAGGGUCCUGCGGGGCUGCACAGGCUGGGAAGGGCAGCAGGGAAAGGGGCUGAGCUCAGGGAGGUCUCAGGAAAGGGGACAGGAGGAUGUUGGAGAGGAGGGAGGAGGAGGUGGGCAGGUUUGGCCGUGCCAGUCAGCAGGGAAAUGUUGGAUUGGGUAUUUGAUUCAUUUCCUUUUGUGCCUCCCGUCCUGGAGAGGCAGAGCUGGCUGGGGGAGACGUGGGGUGAGGGUGGAAGCUGUGGGAUGGGGAGUGGGAUGGGAAGUGGAAAAUGAAAUGGUUCGGUUCCCCCUCUCCCCAGUGCCUCCCUCAGCACCCCAGGCCAUUAUUCAGGAGGAAUUUCCUCCCCUCACCAGCCAGAUUGAGAUCCACGGGGGCUCUGCCCUGUGUUUGUGAGGUGCCAGCAGAGAGAGGGGGGUUCUUUCCUUGUGCUGAGAGUGCCACGAGGAUUUCAGGGGUGCAGAGGUGGCUGUGGGUUAUCGCUGAGAGGAGGGCACGGGGGGAUCUGGGACUGGGAGCUGGGGCUGGACAGGCUCUGCACGGCCUCAACACCCACGGAGAGGGCUUCUGUGGAGGAGGAGAGCAGACGGAAUGUGCUGGAAGCUUCUAAUAAAGCUCUGUCUCAUUUACUA
Onychostruthus taczanowskii (white-rumped snowfinch) is the source of this 4139-nucleotide messenger RNA. RefSeq names its product PPARGC1 and ESRR induced regulator, muscle 1 (gene PERM1). Lineage: Eukaryota; Metazoa; Chordata; Aves; Passeriformes; Passeridae. The record is from RefSeq and is a predicted model, not a curated record. Bases 162 to 2912 code for a protein of 916 amino acids. The transcript is spliced from 4 exons. Gene Ontology annotation, biological process: response to muscle activity; regulation of DNA-templated transcription. Gene Ontology annotation, cellular component: nucleus; cytoplasm.